AUGGCCCCCAAGAAGAACAAGAGAACCGCCGACUCCAUCAACUCGCGCCUGGCGCUUGUGAUGAAGUCCGGUAAGGUCACCCUCGGCUACAAGUCUACCCUCAAGAGCCUGCGCACUGGAAAGGCCAAGCUCGUCAUCAUUGCCGGAAACACCCCUCCUCUGAGGAAGUCUGAGCUCGAGUACUACGCCAUGUUGUCCAAGACCUCCGUCCACCACUUCUCCGGCAACAACAUUGAGUUGGGCACUGCUUGCGGUAAGCUCUUCCGCUGCUCCGUCAUGUCUAUCCUCGAUGCCGGUGACUCCGACAUCCUGUCCCAGAACACCGAGAACUAG
This is a messenger RNA of Alternaria ethzedia, 333 nucleotides long. It is a transcript of the gene RPL30, whose product is annotated as 60S ribosomal protein L30. NCBI's taxonomy places the organism in Eukaryota, Fungi, Ascomycota, Dothideomycetes, Pleosporales, Pleosporaceae. The transcript is spliced from 4 exons. Gene Ontology annotation, cellular component: cytosolic large ribosomal subunit. Gene Ontology annotation, molecular function: RNA binding; structural constituent of ribosome. The coding region runs from base 1 to 333 and encodes 110 amino acids. The record is from RefSeq and is a predicted model, not a curated record.